AAAAAUUAUUAUCCUGAUUUAUUUCAUCCCCAUUUUCCCAUCAAAAGUAAUAAUCCCGGGCAUUAACCAACUAAUUAAGCCAUUCUGCGAAGGAACUGUUGGCGGAAAUGAUUGGGGGAGUUGUGUAAAACCAAAAAUGAAGUUGAAAAGAAGAUGGUGGUUUGAUUUGAAUGGGUUCUCGCUUACCAAUGCCCGCCAUGCCCGAUUGGUUGUAACAUAUGCUCUAAAAUGGAAGCGGGAGAUUGUUUUGCUGCAAAAAACGCGGCCUCCUAUAUGAUUCAGCUCCCUCCAUCACAACCCCAAAUCUUUUCCCUCACCUAUCUGCACCAAAAAGGGUUCUGCUCAAUAAUUUUUUCGUUUAAUGGCGAAGCAGAACAAUGAUAUACCUCUUGCUAUGGAGGAGGUAAGCGGGGAUGAAGCUACACAAGACGAGAGCUUGGAUAUCCCUGUCAUUGAAGUUGCAGAGAUCAGUAAGCCUGAAGAUAUCACCGAGGAAAGCAUUGAUAUCCCUGUCAUUGCAGUUGCAGAGACCAGUGAGCCUGAAGAUAUCACGGAGAAAGGCAUUGAUAUCAUUGAUAUCCCAGCCACUACGGAGGUUAAUGAGCCUGAAAGUUGCAAUGUAGAAGUUAUUGUGCACAUUAAUACCCCAAAGAUGAAACCAAAAAUUCUCUCUCGCUAUCUCCUACCGCACACAGGCUCAUGCCAUGAUUUUUGCAAAUAUGGUGCUAAACAGGAUCUUGAAGGGAAGCCUGCAAGUUCAAUCUUGAGAAAAGCUAAAUCAAUGGGAGGUGGUGGCCGGGAUUUGAGGAGGAUUAUGGUUUUGUUGGCGAAACAGAAUACAAUCACUCCAAAGUCCUCCCCUGAUUACAAUGCUAUCAAUAUUACUGACGUGAAGGAAGAUAUAAUUUCUUUCCCCGAGAUUGUUACUCCCUCUCCAAAAAGGCCUUUACCUUCUAUCAAGGAAGUGCAGGCUGCAUCGGUGCAUUACGGUCGGACAAAACUUAAUUUGUCCCGAUCGAUGGCAUCUUCUUUUGCAAGACGAGUUAGUUCACGAACCAAAAGAAACAAAGAACUUCGAAAGGAUAAGAAACAAGAUGGAGAUGGAAGUUCAAGCAGUUGUACAAAUAGCACAAGUAGAUGCCAAGAGAGAAAUAUAUCCGCAGAGGAGGAUAUGAAGGACUUGGUGCCACGAGUACUUUUUCGUGUUCCAAGAAAUCGUGUCAAGUGUGUUACAAUUGCAGAUAAGAAAAUCAUUGGGAGGUGUGGUCUGAAGAGACCAAAGCAUCCCAGAAAAUAUAAACCUGAUCCAUUUAACAAUGAGGAUGUAGAGGAGAAAACUUUAUACAUGAUUGAACCAUCCACCAAGAAUGAAACACAGGAAUUGGCUCAGAAUAGUGUUCAAACCGCUGAGUCUCGAUCACAAUCUUCAUCUGCAACAGACAACAGCUUGAAGCAUGAACAAGAGUCUGAUAGAUCCUCCGUAUUGCCACCAUUGUCAGUGAAAAAGAACAUGAGGCAUGCUAGAAAUAGAACUAAUCCUAAACUUUUAUCUACCAAGAAUGAAACAGAGGCAUUGACUCAAAAAUGUAUUCAAACCGCCGAGUCUCGACCACAGUCUUCAUCUGCAACAGACAGCAGCUUGAAGCAUGAACAAGAGUCUGAUGGAUCCCCCAUAGUGCCACCAUUGUCAGUGAAAAAGAACGUUAGGCGUGCUAGAAAUAGAACUAGUCCUAAAAUUUUAUCUACCAAGAAUGAAACAGAGGAAUUGACUCAAAAUAGUGUUCAAACCGCCGAGUCUCGACUACAAUAUUCAUCUGCAACAGACAACAGCUUGAAGCAUGAACAAGAGUCUGAUGGGGCCCCCAUAGUGUCACCAUUUUCAGUGAAAAAGAAUGUGAGGCGUGCUAGAAGUAGAACAAGUCCUAAAACUUUAUCAACCAAGAAUGAAACAGAGAAAUUGGUUCAAAAUAGUGUUCAAACCGCUAAGUCUCGACCACAAUCUUCAUUUGCUACAGACAACAGGUUGAAGCAUCAAAUAGAGUCUGAUGGAGCCCCCAUAGUGUCACCAUGGUCAGUGAAAAAGAACGUGAGGCGUGUUAGAAAUAGAACUAGUCCUAAAAUUUUAUCGACCAAGAAUGAAACAGGGGAAUUGGCUAAAAAUAGUGUUCAAACUGCUGUGUCUCGACCACAAUCUUCAUUUGCAACAGACAACAGCUUGAAGCAUCAACAAGAGUCUGAUGGAGCCCCCAUAGUGCCACCAUUGUCAGUGAAAAAGAAAGUGAGGCGUGCUAGAAAUAGAACUACUCCUAAAAGUUUAUCAACGUCUCCAUCGGUAUCCAAGGAAUUCAAAGGUAUAAGUAGAAGUUUAUCAACGUCUCCAUCGGUAUCCAAGGAAUUCAAAGGUAUAAUUAGAAGUUUAUCAACGUCAUCGGUAUCCAAGGAAUUCAAAGGUAUAAGUAAAAGUUUAUCAACGUCUCCAUCGGUAUCCAAGGAAUUCAAAGGUAUAAGACAUAAGAGAUUUGGUAUGGCUCAUAUGACGGAGACCCGAUCAGCUCCUUCAUCACCAUUUUCAUCUAGGUACCCAUCUGAACGCGUCCAUGUUGAGCAUCGUGGCUCUACUUCAGGAAAUGAUGUGAAAAAAAGUGAGAAUUCAAAGGUGGAACUCAAGCUUAAGACCCGAAGGAUGGCUCUAAGUGAUUCUGGAGAUAGUCAAUCUAGAAAGCUGAAGUUUAGGAAGGGGAGGAUGCUUGAACUUCAAACUGAAACCAGUACGCCAAGGAGGCUUAAAUUUCGGCGUGUACGUUUACUUGGUGAGAUUCAAAGUCCUAAAGUUGAUUUAAGAAAGAGAAACAUGAAGGGUAAAGAGGCCAACCAAAAUGGUAUUGAAGUGAAGGAAGAUGAGAAGGAAUUUAAGAGAAAGAAAUUCUUUAGGAGGAAGGAAACUAUCGAGGGAAAAUUCAUUUCUAGUAGACUCAAAUCUGAGAGAGUUGUUCUUAGACAUCAGGAUUCGAGAGGAAAGAAAGAAACCCUAAAUCUGCUUAAUAAUGUCAUUGAAGAGACUGCAAGCAAGCUUGCACAGACCAGGAACAGUAAGGUCAAGGCAUUGGUUGGUGCCUUUGAAACUGUGAUAUCAUUACAGGAUACAAGACCCCCUGCAGCAGGUGUUGCAUAAUAUAUAAGCUGUAUGAUAAAGAUAUAAUAUUUCAUGUAUAUAACAAUCUGG
Messenger RNA from Cucurbita maxima (winter squash), 3223 nucleotides. RefSeq lists its product as uncharacterized. Gene Ontology annotation, molecular function: calmodulin binding. The record is from RefSeq and is a predicted model, not a curated record. Bases 362 to 3172 code for a protein of 936 amino acids. The transcript has 2 exons. Lineage: Eukaryota; Viridiplantae; Streptophyta; Magnoliopsida; Cucurbitales; Cucurbitaceae.